GCAUGAUAUGCAUGCACGUUUGGACACACUGUAAGAAGAACUGAUGCGUUAUUGUGUGCUCCUGUCGGUACACUCUUCACUAUCAGCGUUUAACUGUGUAGGUGCUGGAGUGUGGAGAGGGAAGGCACGCUGCUGCAAACCAACUGUGACAUGCACAUGUAGAAGAUACACUGAGUGUGUGCGGCCAUUUAUUAUUAGUAUUGCACCAUUGUGGUCUCUAGAUUUUACUUGCAGAGUGCCCUGGAACGAGGACUGAUUUUUUUCUAUAAGCGCACCUUUGAAGGAUUUGUAUUGAGUUUAAGUGGAGGAGUGGAUCCACGUUUUGCUGGUGCUGCUGGACUAUUUCAUUAUUAUUAUAGCCCGGUGUUAUACUAAUCUGUACGUAUGUUUCAGGAGGUAACUGAUCAUCAGAUGUGAACUACUGGUGUCAAAAAUGAAGCCGCUUCAGCAGAUUCACCUUACCUGCAGAAGGAUAAUAAGGGAUGUACUGCAGCACAAAUCUUUCCUUCCUGCUUUUAUAUCCACCUCCUGCACCUGCCUGAGCAGGAAAAAGAAACACAAUGGUUAUGAUGAGGUUAACCAAGCAAAAUACGAAGGUUUGGUGCGUACUGUCACUGCCUCCCGCAUCAGUCCACAGACACCUGAUAGGUUAUUUGAAGAAGACAAUUUUUUGUUUGGCAAAGUAGUAAAAUCAAAGACUGCAACACAAACACCUGAGCCUAAGGCUCCUCAGAACUGGGUCCCACUAAGCAACCCAAAUAAAGUUAGUUUGCCCCUAGAGAAGACCGACUUUGACUUACCCCUGAAGAUCAGUUUACCAGCAAGAAAUCAUAUGGCAAAUGGCACAAUUCCUAGUGUUACCAGAAUCCUACAGCAAACCAUGCCCAUGGAACAGGCAUUUUACCUUGAGAGAUGGAAGCAGAGGAUGAUCAUGGAAUUGGGUGAACAAGGCUUCGCUGAAUAUACUGCAGCUCUCUUCUCACAGGGAAAACAGUUCCACAUGCAGCUGGAAGAUCUGCUUUUGGCUCUGGAUCAUGGUAAAAAAGAGGAGCCUGAGGGGUCCACAGGGUACCUGAGCAGUGUUCAGCAUGUUCUGACAGACAUUAUUGGAGUUAAGUCACUUGAAAGUGCAGUGCACCACUCAGAGCUGCAGUACUUGGGUCUUGUAGACUGUGUGGCUGAAUAUCGGCAAAAGCUGUGUGUAAUAGACUGGAAGACUUCAGAGAAACCAAAGCCAUAUAUACGAGACACGUUUGAUAAUCCACUGCAAAUUGCAGCUUAUAUUGGAGCAAUAAAUCAUGACAAUAAUUAUAAUUUUCAGGUCAACUGUGGUCUCAUAGUGGUGGCGUACAAAGAUGGUUCCCCUGCCCAUACACAUUUCAUGGACACAGAUCUUUGUUUGCACUUCUGGAAUAAGUGGCUGCUACGCUUAGAAGAAUAUAAAAAGAAGAAGGAGGAGAAGGAGAAACAGCAAUGACAACAGGACAUGGCAGUGACAUGUUUUGUUUAAGGUCCCACAUUUAAAGUCUGUUCUACUGCCCCUGCAUACACCUGGACCUAAUGUGAAUGAAAUACAAUAUGCAGAAAGGGAGGAACUUCUCAUCUGUACUUUAUAGGUGGCGCCUACAGACAGCGGAUCCAACCACUUGCAAUAUGAGAGCCUGCAGUGGCAGACACAGGUUGCUAGAAAUUCUGCUACCUACCCUCUAUGCACUUGUAGAGGCAUACUUAUCAAAGGGUGAAUUCUCACUUUAACCCUUUGACCAGUAUGUCUUUGAGCUUUGAGCUGCUGGACAGUGGCGCACUCUAUUUUUACUGUUGGAUAAAUGUCCUUAUUUAAGUAAUUCAGUGUAUAAGUCACCAUGUCACCUAGACGUAAAAGAUAAAACCUACAUGGUAAUCUAUUUUGUAUGCAUUUUUACCAUGAACUUUGAAUUACUUAACCUUUAUGUUUAUGUAUAUUGCCUAUAAGAACCCAUUUCCCAACCGUCUAACUACGGCUGAUUGUGAUUCGCUGUUCAAGAAAGUGAAGGCAUAUAUUCAUGUUAUAUUGUUAUACAAAUACAUAAAGCUGGUGUACAGAGCUGCAGAACUUUAUACAUACAUUUUAAAAAUAAUGAUAUCCUAACUGUUUAUUAAUUCAGCAUAAUAACUGUUGAACAGUAAAAGAUAUUUUACUAAAA
Xenopus tropicalis (tropical clawed frog) is the source of this 2183-nucleotide messenger RNA. RefSeq names its product mitochondrial genome maintenance exonuclease 1 (gene mgme1). Gene Ontology annotation, molecular function: single-stranded DNA exodeoxyribonuclease activity. Gene Ontology annotation, biological process: mitochondrial DNA repair. The record is from RefSeq and is marked provisional. NCBI's taxonomy places the organism in Eukaryota, Metazoa, Chordata, Amphibia, Anura, Pipidae. Gene Ontology annotation, cellular component: mitochondrion.